AUGGCGAAGAGGAAGAAGCCGAUUCGUAGGCCUGAAAUUCAAUCUAAUGAUUGGACUGAGCUGUUAUCUCCUGAGGUACAAGCGAAGGAUGUUCAUUGUUCUGAGGGAGAUGGUUUCGUUGGACAGGAGCCUGUCAAUCUUGAGGAUCUAGAAGUGCCUGGGUCAGGGGUUUUGCAGGUUGGUGAUAUGGAUCGACCGAGUAUGAAUGCCCAGCAUGUUGAGGCUUUGGAUGAUGGAUUGGGUACGGAUAUGAGAAGUGCAUCUUGGGCGGAUAGGAUUGAAGGAGGGGAUAAGGUCACAGAAGGGGACUUCCAAAAUGGGCAGAAGCUGGCUAAAGUUGAUAUUGAAGAGGUGAAAAUUCAGUCUGCAAAUUGGAGUUCUGCUAUUGUAUGCAUGGUGCUUGGAGAAAACCCUCCAAUGACAGUGUUUGAAGGCUUUAUAAAAAGAGUUUGGGGCCAUCUAGGGACUGCUCAAAUAUCUAGAAUGACGUUGGGGCUAACUUUGGUAAAAUUUAAUGAUGAAGCAACAAGAGAUCAUGUUCUAGAGAAUGGUGUGCUUCAAUUUGAUAGGAAACCUGUCAUCAUCAGGUCGUGGACAACAGAUCUUAAUGCUAUUUGUCUCAUCCGUUCUGUGUCGCUUUGGAUUCGGCUACAUGACCUUGGACUUCAGUAUUGGGGUAGCAAGUGUAUUAGUGCUUUGGUGAGCACUAUAGGCAAACCUCUUCUAGUAGAUAAGUUUACUAGGGAGUGUUCUCGAAUUCAGUUUGCCAGGGUUCUAGUGGAGAUGGAGAUUACUGAUAAUCCUCCUCGAAGUUUUCAGUUUAUUAAUGAGAAUGGCUAG
Molecule: messenger RNA, 840 nt
Organism: Humulus lupulus (European hop)
Lineage: Eukaryota; Viridiplantae; Streptophyta; Magnoliopsida; Rosales; Cannabaceae
Exons: 2
Coding region: 1-840 (279 amino acids)
Source: RefSeq, a predicted model, not a curated record